Molecule: messenger RNA, 417 nt
Organism: Thlaspi arvense
Lineage: Eukaryota; Viridiplantae; Streptophyta; Magnoliopsida; Brassicales; Brassicaceae
Source: the annotation of a GenBank genome assembly
AUGGGAGACAAACAGUUAGUCUCAAAAGGUCCAUGUCUGAAUCGUGGCCUUCUCAUGGCCUUGUCUACCUCCGCAUUGGGUAAAGGAGGCGGUGUGUUAGACAAACCAAUUAUAGAGAAAACCACUCCUGGUCGUGAAUCCGAGUUUGAUUUAAGAAAAUCGAAGAAGAUGGCUCCACCUUACAGAGUGAUACUACACAACGACAACUUCAACAAGAGAGAGUAUGUGGUUCAGGUGUUGAUGAAGGUGAUACCAGGCAUGACCGUAGACAACGCUGUCAACAUCAUGCAAGAAGCCCACAUCAACGGUUUGGCUGUCGUGAUCGUCUGCGCUCAGGCCGACGCAGAGCAACACUGUAUGCAGCUUCGCGGAAACGGUCUUCUCAGUUCCGUUGAACCUGAUGGUGGAGGCUGCUGA